AUGGCAAAGAACAUUGAGAAGAGAGGCAAAAUUGGCAGGAAGAAAGAGUUCACCUUUAGGCACAUUAAGUUGGUGAAAUCUCAAGGAAGCCCUAACGAAUGCAGAAAGCAGGAGAAGAGACUGCCGGAAGGAGGGCUCAACUGUGGUACUUGCCAGUUAGAGGAUCGCAUGGAGUCAGCCGAGUUCCCAUCGGACCUGGCAACACAGAGGCCACUGGGAGUCUUCACAAGGGCUUUCAAGACCUCACCUCUGACAUGUUUUACUGAACACAAGAUCAAGGCCUGUUUUCAUUCUUCACGACUACUGCUUUUAAUCUGUCUUGUUAGGAAUCUCCAACAGCAACAGCAGACAAAGGAUGCCUUGAGAAAAGUAGAGUCAGGAGAAGCAAGGAGGAAGCUGAAACUGAACAGAGAGAAGCAACGAAGAGAAGCAGAAACUGGCCGUGGCAGAGCCCCUCUCCCAGAGGGAGCCUCCCAGGGGAUGGACAAGCUGGACAGCAAUGCCUCCAAGGAAGAAGGGUUUUGCCAGCUCUCGGAGGACUACAAGCAAAUCUACCUCUCCCUGACCUACAGUAUCAUCUUUGUCCUAGGGCUGCCCCUGAAUGGCACUGUCCUGUGGCUGUCCUGGUGCCAAACCAAGCGCUGGAGCUGUGCCACCAUCUAUCUGGUGAACCUGAUGGUGGCCGAUCUGCUCUACGUGCUGACGUUGCCCUUCCUCAUCGUCACCUACUCCCUGGGGGACAGGUGGCCCUUCGGGGACCUGCUCUGCAAGCUGGUGCGCUUCCUGUUCUACACCAACCUCUAUGGCAGCAUCCUGCUGCUGACCUGCAUCUCCGUGCACCGCUUCCUGGGCGUGUGCCACCCGCUGCGUUCGCUGCCCUACAGGACGCCCAGACACGCCUGGCAGGGCGCCGCCGCCACCUGGGCCCUGGUGGUCCUCCAGCUGCUGCCCACCUUGGCCUUCUCCCACACGGACUAUGUCGACGGCCAGAUGAUCUGCUAUGACAUGACCAGCCCGGAGAACUUCGAUCAGUUUUUCACCUACGGCGUGGUGCUGACCCUGUCCGGCUUCGUCCCCCUCCAUGGUCAUUUUGGUGUGCUAUUCGCAGAUGGUCAGGAGCCUGACCAAGCCACGGGAGACCCUCAUGGGGACGGGCAAUGCAGCCCGAGCCAAGUCCAUCCGGACCAUCCUGCUGGUGUGCGGCCUCUUCACCCUCUGCUUCGUGCCCUUCCAUGUCACCCGCUCCUUCUACCUCGCCAUCCGCUUCCUGCUCUCAGAGGACUGCCAGCUCCUGGAGACAGCCAGUGCGGCCUACAAGAUAUGGAGGCCCCUGGCAAGCCUGAGCAGCUGCCUCAACCCGGUCCUGUACUUUCGUCAGGGGGUAACAACAGAGUCAAGCUGCUCCAGAAACUGAGGCAGAACCGGGUGGCGGAGCACCCAGCGGGAGCCAGGCAGAGAUGCCCACGGGGGUGCAGGUCUGGAUUCUGCCACGGUGAAGUUUGGGGAAAGGGAGCUCCAACCUUGACCACGGCUUGUCUGAACGCAGACAAGCACCAGUGGGAGGGGCUCCAGACCUCCUAG
This is a messenger RNA of Tupaia belangeri chinensis (Chinese tree shrew), 1581 nucleotides long. RefSeq lists its product as uncharacterized. Gene Ontology annotation, cellular component: plasma membrane. Gene Ontology annotation, molecular function: G protein-coupled receptor activity. The record is from RefSeq and is a predicted model, not a curated record. Gene Ontology annotation, biological process: G protein-coupled receptor signaling pathway. Lineage: Eukaryota; Metazoa; Chordata; Mammalia; Scandentia; Tupaiidae.